AUGGUGGUAUUGAAAGGAGCAGUAAGUGGUGGCGGAUACAAUAUUGGUGGAGCGCAAAGUGGUGGAUAUGGUGGUGGAAGCGGCGACGGAGGUGGUGGUGGAGAUGGCUCAGCAUCAGGUGGAGCUGGAGGAGCAUCAGGUGGAGGAUACGGAGGCGGUGAAGGUGUUGGUGCAGGAGGAGCUCAUGGAGCAGGAGUAUAUGGUGGCGGAGGUGGAGGUGAAGCCGGUGGUGGAGAAGCCUCUAUCGAUGGUGGAUAUGCAUGUAUAUAUGGUGGUGGUGAAAGGGGUGAAUCCGGACAUGGUGGUGGCGGUUAUGCCCCUUGA
Messenger RNA from Solanum dulcamara, 324 nucleotides. Its product is annotated as glycine-rich protein DOT1-like. The transcript has a single exon. Bases 1 to 324 code for a protein of 107 amino acids. NCBI's taxonomy places the organism in Eukaryota, Viridiplantae, Streptophyta, Magnoliopsida, Solanales, Solanaceae. The record is from RefSeq and is a predicted model, not a curated record.